UGGGCUAGGCAGGCCAGGUGGGGAGGCCUUUUGGGGAGGGUGCACCUGAGGCUGCUUCUAGGCGCAAGUCUACACCUUGUAGCAUGCGGGUCUCCUCUGAAAACUUUGCCGUCCCACUUCUGUUCCCCAAUAUUAAUUCAAAGUGUUGGGUCUCCUGUUCGGGUGGAUGGUCGGAGGUCUGCAAGCUCUCCUGAGACAUCACUUAGUUAGCUUGGUCCUACAUAGGUUGCCCCAGACAAAUCGCGGUCAGCCAGUGGCCGAAUCUCCCUGGACUCUUGUUAAAUGAUCAUGCCUGAAACUUCUGUUGCUGGCCCUUGGCAUCUGUUCACCGAAGCCUACAAGCCGGCCGGGUCGAGGUGGGGAUGGUGGUGGUGCACGCAAAGAUAGGUUUCUCCAGCGUGCGUAAGUUUGAAACCUACAAUCUCUUUCCUGCCUGCCUUGCUGCUUUCGGUGCGUAAUGGCUCCCCAGGGCUGGGGCCACGUGCUCCGACACCCCAGCCAGGCAGGGCUGGGAUUGAAGGAGGAGGAGGAGUCCACUGAGUGGCACAGGCUGGUAGACAGCGAUGCCAGUGGGGCAGGUUGCUGCACAGGUAUAAAAUCCGGGCAGGGAUUCCACUUUACUUUCAAGUUGAGAGCCAGUACCUAGGGGAUAGAUUGCCUGUUGAUGGAUCUAGCAGCUGGCAGCUCCUGUAAGGUUCCCCUUCCCCUCCUGCAGCUGGCACUAAGACAGGGCCCACCUGACGGUCUAGCAGGUACAAAACGGCAAUAACAAAACUCUUGGGCUCCGUAAAUAUUCUGGGGACUCACUUGCUAGGAUUUUCUCAGUGAAUUAUCACCAUGUUCCUAGAGUUCAUUUGUUUUCUGAUUUCUUUGUAAAGAUGGAUACAGAAGCCAACAAAGGGAUCAGAGCAAAUGUGGCGCUGGACUUGAACCCGGCAUUUGUUGUCUCUUCUGAGCUGGGCUGGGAGUGGGGUGAGGCAUGAUUUGCUCAGUAUUCUAGAGAGGUCAUUCUGGCCCCAGUCCUACACAGGACUGAGACAGUAGGGGUUUCUGGUUGCUAUGCCUGGACUUCUUGGCACUCUGGCUUCACACUGUCCCUUUUUCUAGCCCUCUGUUGGCAGAAGGCUAAAACACCCCAGAACAUUGGGUGUUUCAGGCUUAGUGAUUGAGGUACCGUAGCCUGCCUACAGAUACACAGGUCCUCUGCCUGUCCUACAUGGAAACAGUUAUUGGUUGUACCCUGGUCAUGGAGUUCUAGCCUGUAGGUGUGUUCAUUUUCAGCUGGGGCCACAGCUGGAGGUCUGUCCAGGAUGGACUGUGGGUUGGAGCAGGACCUUAUGGUGAAUGGAGUCUGGUUUGCCUUAGGCUAUUGGACUUUGCUGCAUCCCUCCCUGGGUUCUCUCUGACUCCUAUGCCUCCUGAGCCAACCAAAAGGAGCUAUAGGGCACAGUGGCACACUUUGAAGUUUUGGACCUGCUGUCUAAUGGUUUUGUGAGAAUUGGAUAUAGGAAGUGCCUCGAAGGUGGAAUUCAGACUCUAGAAAGCAGAGUCUUCCUCUGUAGCCCAGGCUAGCAUCAAAACUCCCACUCUUCCAGCUCCUGAGUGCUGAAAUUACAGCCUUGCCAACAUCCCGCUGACCCCGGAGACGCAGCGGGACCAGGAGAGGCGGAUUCGGCGGGAGAUUGCCAACAGCAACGAGCGCAGGCGCAUGCAGAGCAUCAACGCUGGCUUCCAGUCCCUCAAGACCCUCAUUCCCCACACAGAUGGAGAGAAGCUCAGCAAGGCAGCCAUCCUCCAGCAGACGGCGGAGUACAUCUUCUCUCUUGAGCAGGAGAAGACUAGACUGCUGCAGCAGAAUACGCAGCUUAAGCGCUUCAUCCAGGAGCUGAGUGGCUCAUCCCCUAAGCGGCGGCGGGCAGAAGACAAGGACGAGGGAAUUGGCUCACCUGACAUCUGGGAAGACGAGAAGGCUGAGGACCUUAGGAGAGAGAUGAUUGAGCUGCGCCAGCAGCUGGACAAGGAGCGCUCGGUGCGGAUGAUGCUGGAGGAGCAGGUGCGCUCCCUAGAGGCCCACAUGUACCCGGAAAAACUCAAGGUGAUUGCACAGCAGGUGCAGCUGCAGCAGCAGCAGGAGCAGGUGCGGCUGCUGCACCAGGAGAAGCUGGAGCGGGAGCAGCAGCACCUUCGGACCCAGCUCCUGCCUCCUCCAGCCCCCACCCACCACCCCACAGUGAUUGUGCCUGCUCCAGCCCCGCCUUCCUCCCACCACAUCAAUGUUGUCACCAUGGGUCCCUCCUCAGUCAUCAAUUCUGUCUCUACGUCCCGGCAAAAUCUGGACACCAUCGUGCAGGCCAUCCAGCACAUUGAGGGCACCCAGGACAAACAGGAGCUGGAGGAGGAACAGAGGCGAGCGGUUAUCGUGAAGUCCGUCCGCGGCUGUCCAGAGGCGCACACCUCGGAUACUGCCUCCGACUCGGAGGCCUCGGACAGCGACGCCAUGGACCAGAGCCGGGAGGAGCCUUUGGGGGACGGGGAGCUUCCCUGACCACCCCCAGCCCUCCUCUCCCUUCUAGGGGCUAGAGGGGGCCGGGGCAACAACAGGGGAAACAUGGGUGAAUGAGUGAGAAAUUUUUACAAAAUUAUGAUAACAUUUGGGUCACUUUUAUGACCUCUUUUUCAAUACUGUAAGUCGACCUUUGAUCGAAGCCACCAGAGCCCAGGUCCCGGGGUUGUGGUGGUCUCUAGAGCACGUGUGGGAGCAUCGGGACUCCAGGGCUGGGCCUCGGCCCUGGGGCUGGGGAAGCUGACACUGAGGUGCCUGGCCUCUCUCCGCCAAAAAGCUUUUGUUGUUGUUUUGUUUUUGUUUGUUUGUUUUUCUUCCAUUUAAACGUGUUUUUAAGAACAGGGAAAAUCAAACAAAACCCCAAGGUAUUUCCUCGCUCCUCAGAGCCAGCUCCCCUUCCCGCCUCUAUUUGGUUUUCUUUUUUUAUCUUUUAAGCACUUACAUGGGUUGGGGGUCAGGCUGGGUUGGGGCUUUCUGGGGACCCGGGGAUCUACGAUUCUUCUCGGUUGGGGUUUGCUGCUGCCAUUCUCCCCUCCCCUCCCCACCUCAGCACCGGAUUUGGCCGCUCUCCACCUUCCCACCUUUCCCUCCAGGGUUCCCAUCACUGACCCUAAAAAUGUCUGUCUCUUUUUGUUUUGUUUGUUGUUGGUUUUAUUUUGGUUUUGGUUUCUGUAUUUUUAAAUUUUUUCUUUUUCUUUUCUUUUUCUUUUUUUUUUUUUUUUUUUUUUUACAAUUUUGAGGUCUUUGUGUCCAAGGAGAAGCUAUUAUAUUUUGUUAAGAAAGUGGGGGUAGGGAACAAAAUACCAAGAGGCCAUUGUGCCUUUGUAAAGAAACGAAAUAAAAUUUGUACUUUGUUUUUUA
Meriones unguiculatus (Mongolian gerbil) is the source of this 3424-nucleotide messenger RNA. It is a transcript of the gene Tfap4, whose product is annotated as transcription factor AP-4. The transcript has 8 exons. Lineage: Eukaryota; Metazoa; Chordata; Mammalia; Rodentia; Muridae. Gene Ontology annotation, molecular function: RNA polymerase II cis-regulatory region sequence-specific DNA binding; protein dimerization activity; DNA-binding transcription factor activity, RNA polymerase II-specific. The coding region runs from base 1709 to 2545 and encodes 278 amino acids. The record is from RefSeq and is a predicted model, not a curated record. Gene Ontology annotation, cellular component: nucleus. Gene Ontology annotation, biological process: regulation of transcription by RNA polymerase II.